CUCUGCUCACCUGAACACGACACUGCAAGGAGUCGUUCUCUCUCUGCUGCAGAAACAGUCCGGAUUGCAUCAAGACAACACAGAUCUUUCGAUACAAUGGCCUACUCCAAGCCCAACACCACCUUCUCUCUGGCUCUGCUCAGAAAGCUGAGUGAGGACAACAAGACUGCAAACAUCUUCUUCUCUCCAUUCAGCAUCUCUUCAGCUCUGGCUAUGGUGUUACUGGGAGCCAGAGGAGACACAGCCACUCAGAUAUCAGAGUGCUUGGAAACCGCGAACUGUCAGGACGAUGUCCACGUUCUGUUUGCCAAAUUACGGAAUGAGCUCAACAAGCCGGAAGCUAAAUUUGUUCUCAGUGUUGCCAACAGACUGUUUGGAGAGAAGUCCUACAGCUUUCUGCAGGAGUUUUUAACCCAAACAAAAACUCACUACGACUCCAAGUUGGAGGCUGUGGACUUCAGAACCAAAUGUGAGGAAGCCAGGAUCAAGAUCAACAACUGGGUGGAGGAGAAGACAAAAGGUAAAAUCAAGGAGAUGGUGGUUAAGGGCAUGGUGAGCGACAUGACCAAGAUGGUGCUGGUUAAUGCCAUCUACUUUAAAGGCAACUGGAAUGAGGCCUUCCAGAGAUCAAAAACCCGUGAGGUUCAGUUUAGACUCAACAAGAAAGACACAAAACCUGUGCAGAUGAUGGAACUUAAAAGCCAAUUCAACCAUGCCUCCAUUGAUGAAGCCAGCUGUGAGAUUCUGGAGAUUCCCUAUGAAGGGAAGGAACUGAGCAUGCUCAUCUUUUUACCAAGACAGAUAGAAGAUAACGAAACAGGUCUGAAGAAGCUGGAGGACCUCCUGACGUAUGAGGCAUUCAUGGAGUGGACUCACCCACAUGAGAUGCAAAGCGGUGAGGUUGUGGUGAAGCUGCCUCGAUUCAAGCUGGAGGAGAAGUAUAACCUGAACAAAGUCCUGAGCAGCAUGGGCAUGGUGGACGCUUUUGACGAGACGAAGUGUGACUUCUCUGGAAUGUCAAGCAACAAAGGGCUUUUUUUGUCACAAGUCUCCCACAAGGCUUUUGUGGAUGUGAACGAAGAAGGAACUGAAGCUGCUGCUGCCACGGGUGGUUUGGUGGCAGAUAGUGUGUCCUUCUUCACAGCAGACCACCCCUUCCUCUUCUUCAUUCGUCAUAGAAUCACCAAGACCAUUCUCUUCGCUGGACGCUUUUGCUCCCCCUAGCAUGUUCUAUAAUUAUGAAGCAGGCAGGCUACUAAACUCCAGACUCUGAGGGAUAAAGUCCUGCCGGUUCUUGACGUCCCCCUAGUUCAAGAAGUUUAAUGAAAUGGAUGACUUGCCUCCUGAACAUGCAAUCUAGUUCUUCGUAGUCAAACUAAUAACCAAUGGGCAAAAAAUUCUCACCAGCACACUCUAUACCCCAUAAAACGACCAAAACAGCAGCCACACUUGUCGCUGUCAUCCACAAGAUUGCACUGUUACAAAGGUCACCGAGUCCUUUUCCAGGCAGUCCGUGUUUGCACUGGAGUAAAGGUUCUAGGAUAACCAUUAGGUGGAAAUGAACUUAUUUGAAUGCAAACGUUUAAUUGUUUUCCAGUGUUAAGCUAUCAAAUCUUUCAGCGUUAAGAUCAGAGACCGUCGUUCCCCUGGGUGUACUGACAUAAACUGUGAAAUCAUCUGUAUUCACUCUGGUUCAAAGCGGCGUAAUGAUGGGGUGUUAUUGUUUUUUAAAUGACAAUUUGUUGCCAUAUUCUUUAACAAUUUCUAUGGGCUACAUUCAAGUUUCAAAAGGAUUUUUUCAGUUGUCAAACUUGUUGUUGUCUGGACAAAAGUGUGGAAAAUCCAUGGGCAAUAAAUGGCUUUAAGAAUCCCAGUAAUUGUGUUGUGAGAUGCAACUCUUAUAAAACAUAAAUAAUCAUGUGACCAUCUGAUUUUCUAAGUUUAGAAGAUUAAUUGCCAGUGAAAGAGAAAUAUCUUAAUUUCUGCUUAUUUUAUAAACAACAGGCUCAUGGGUAUUUUAAUUAGGCAGAAUUACAUCACUCUCUGAGAUCAUUGUAACAUCGCAUUAUUCUUAAAAAUUAAAACGAAUAUGGUAGGUGGAGUCUGUAAGGUCACACACAUAUGGACAAUAGGUGGCGGUCUGCACCUCCGAAUUUGUUUGGAAUCCAUUAAUAAUAAGAAGCUU
This is a messenger RNA of Poeciliopsis prolifica (blackstripe livebearer), 2185 nucleotides long. RefSeq names its product leukocyte elastase inhibitor-like. The record is from RefSeq and is a predicted model, not a curated record. Gene Ontology annotation, biological process: negative regulation of endopeptidase activity. The transcript has 9 exons. The annotation marks the transcript as partial. Lineage: Eukaryota; Metazoa; Chordata; Actinopteri; Cyprinodontiformes; Poeciliidae. Gene Ontology annotation, molecular function: serine-type endopeptidase inhibitor activity.